AUGGGCAUGUGGGCCACAGCAUCACGGGUAGUCUCGUCGACAACCUUCCUCGGCGCCAUCAUCUUCACCAUACCCCUUGCAUUCGACAUUGGCGGCCGCACCUGUGGACUGGCCUUCUCCCUGUCUCUCAGUGUCUACUACUUUGUCUACUCGACGCUACGACUAGCCACGCCAGACUCUUCGCGCUUCAGAUGGUUCCUCUGUAAUGUAAUAGCGUGGGCACAGUGGCUGGCCAUACCUACUCUCUUGAUCUGGAGCCUCAACAAGUUCUCCAUCGAUGCCGACGCCAAUUCGGGCUGGGUACAACGCACCUUUGGCGGCAAGCGAGCCGACUUCCAGACGGUGCAAGAAUGGAUCUUUGGCAGUGAGGGACUGCUGCAGAGUGCCUCGAUAGGUGCCUGGGACAAGACUCUGCGCUACAGCACACCCGUCUUCCAGAUUGCCGAGGGCUUCUGCAGUCUUUUGGUCAUCCAAGCCGCAGGCCAGAUAACCAGAUGGGUCGUUAACAAGGAACGUGGUGACAGUUGGAUGAUCGGCCUUCUCAUCACCUCCGCAUCCAUCAUCUCGACCUCAGUCUACUUCCUUUGGCGCAUCACUACCUUUCCAGAGAUUAGCAACGUCGACGCCAUCCUGAUCGGGGUCGCCAUUACAACCGCCAUCUUCCUUGGUGGAUGGGGUAUCGUCAGUGCUAGAGGCAAUCCGGUCGAAUCAUCGCUUUUGUUCGCCUAUGUUACUCUAUGCAUCUACCAGAUCUUCACCGACUACCAGCCAACACCAGGCUCUGUUGCAGAAUCAAGCGCGCCCUCUGACCCUGCCCUGCCGCCGCUGCCACCUAUCAUUAUGGCCUCAUACACCACCCUUCUCCAUGCACUAGGCUCUUUGCCUACCAUCGCCCAUACCGGUUUCAACCUCAUGGUCGGUGCUGUCAUGACUAUCACGCCCUCUGUCAUCAUCUCUCUUGCCUACCGUGUUUUCGUCAUGUACGCUGCGGCGCGCAUCAUUCCUGCCAUUCGCGAAAGCGGUGCUCGCGCGCUAUCUCAAGAACCAAGCCUCGACGAUGACGACGAGACAUCAAAGAUUCUAGGCUUCUUGACCUGGUUCAGCCCAAGUAUCAUCAUCGCCGUCUACACCAGCCUGCUCAUGCAGCACUUCGCCAGCGGAAAUGGCGGCGACGGAAGUGCCGUGACGGGUGAGUGGUGGACGAACCAAGGCGGUGACGCUGGAGGUAACUUCUGGAGAUGGAUCAAUCUUGGUAUUACAAUGGGGCUAUACGCCAUCGAAUUGAAGAUCUCGAAUGCGGAUGACGACGGCAGAUUAACAAGUCACUGGAAGACGGAUUAG
Alternaria burnsii is the source of this 1341-nucleotide messenger RNA. RefSeq names its product er membrane protein. The transcript has 3 exons. Gene Ontology annotation, cellular component: cortical endoplasmic reticulum; perinuclear endoplasmic reticulum; endoplasmic reticulum membrane. Gene Ontology annotation, biological process: endoplasmic reticulum inheritance; septin ring assembly. Bases 1 to 1341 code for a protein of 446 amino acids. The record is from RefSeq and is a predicted model, not a curated record. NCBI's taxonomy places the organism in Eukaryota, Fungi, Ascomycota, Dothideomycetes, Pleosporales, Pleosporaceae.